CAUCAUUUACUACAUAUAACAAUUUUCAUUAUGCUAGCAGACUUUAGCUGAAUAUAUAGGUCAGUAGAUGAACUAUCUUUAUAAAACUGCAUAGAAACAUGCUCCCCAGUAUGUUUGAGUCAAAAGUCAAUUCAAUCAGUGCAGACGAUUCCCUAGCCCCAAUAUAUCAGAUAUAUAUAACGAUUACGACUUUAAACUCUUUGUGUUAGUCAAUUUGUGUGAUGUUUUAAUUAAAUUAAUCAGCUUUUGUCGGAGAUUCGUGUGAUUUAAACUUCAAAUAAAAUAUCUCUCACAAGAUAUUGAACGCAUUUUCAACGGAUAAUUGUUUCGAUAAUGACUAAGAGUGGAAUGAAAUCUACGUAGCCAGUUUCACAAUAUUUAAAGUUUACUACAAUAAUAUUUGGAAGCUUCGAGAGUGGAUUUCUGAUAACUCUGGAGAUGUGGCAUGCACGAGGAGUACGGGUACAGAAAAAGAGUUAAGGAAGGCUCUCAGAUAAGAAGUAACAAUUGGUAGGAAUUUAACUAAUUAGAAAUUGUAGAUGAUAGAUAGAACAUAUUAUAUUCUUUUGUAUAUGCCGCAGUUUUCGUGCGCAUCAUCAUAGAUAUGCAAAAUUCACAUCUGGCUUUUCAUUGCGUUGAUUGCAAUUUCAUUGAACAAAAUAACACAUAUACAAACACCAACAAAUUUUGUAUUACAAUAAAGAACACUUGUUAUUUAUUCUUUUUAGUUCCCACUAAUUUUAUAAUAUUUAAAGCGGCAAAAAUAUUUUGGCGGAAAGAAAUAAUAAUAAUACAAUAAUUGUAUGAGUUUUUAAUUAUUGUGUAUAAAUAAAAAAAUAAGAUUUUGACGCUUAUUUCAAUUUUAAUUUAUCCAUCAAGUGUGACAGUGCGACGCAGAGAACUUAUCAUAGAUAAAUGAUCCGAAAAUUUAACCUUGGAGCUUAUAUUAUUAUAAUAUAUAAUAUAUAAUUUAACGUAAUAUAAAUAAUAUUUAAUUUACAUUCUCUGGUGCAACGCUUUAGCAGUGCUACCUAGUUUUCAAUGACAACACCAGCCAAGAACGUAAUUUACGUUCUCUGAUAUACGUUCUCUGACCAGUGUUAUCAGCGUCUUCAUGUGCGCGCCAAAACAAAUGCCAGCGCUGUCAAAUGCUAUACCAUCAUUCAAAGCUUUCAAUUUGGGUUCAUCGUGUUUAGAAUUUUGUGCAUAUAUAAUUCAAAUAAGCAGCUAAUUGGCAAAAUAAUACAACGCCAAAUUAAAACAUUGCAAUGGAUGUAGCUGACGCACAAAUCGGACAAUUACGCGUAAAAGAUGAAGUUGGCUUGCGUUGUCAAAAACUCUUUCAGGAUUUCUUAGAGGAGUUUAAGGAAGAUGGUGAAAUUAAAUAUGUGAAACCUGCGGCAGAUCUGGAAUCGCCAGAUCGCUAUACACUAGAGGUAUCUUUCGAUGAUGUGGAAAAAUACAAUCAAAAUUUGGCUACAACAAUUAUCGAAGAAUACUAUCGCAUCUACCCAUUUCUGUGCCAGUCAGUUUCAAAUUUUGUCAAGGAUCGUUGUGGUUUGAAGAAUGAAAAAGAAUGUUACAUCUCUUUUACUGAUGUGCCAACGCGACAUAAAGUGCGUGACUUAACCACAUCAAAGAUUGGCACAUUGAUACGCAUAUCUGGUCAAGUGGUACGUACACAUCCAGUGCAUCCUGAGCUGGUGUCUGGCACAUUCAUGUGUAUGGAUUGCCAAACUGAAAUACGCAAUGUGGAGCAACAAUUCAAGUUUACCAAUCCAACCAUCUGUCGUAAUCCUGUGUGCAGUAAUCGGCGACGCUUCAUGCUGGAUGUGGAGAAAUCGCUUUUUGUUGAUUUUCAAAAGAUACGCAUACAGGAAACGCAAGCAGAACUGCCGCGUGGCUGUAUACCACGAUCGGUUGAAAUCAUUUUACGUUCAGAAUUAGUUGAAACUGUGCAAGCAGGCGAUCGUUAUGAUUUCACCGGUACGUUAAUAGUCGUACCCGAUGUAGGUGUCUUAAAUAUGCCGGGCGCCAAAGCUGAUAUGGGUUCGCGGCAUAAGCCAGGCGAUGGUCCGGAAGGUGUGUCAGGUUUAAAAGAAUUGGGCACACGUGAACUCAAUUAUCGCAUGUCCUUCUUGGCUUGCAGUGUUCAAACAACAACAGCGCGUUUUGGUGGCACCGACUUGCCUAUGUCCGAGGUAACAGCAGAGGAUAUGAAAAAACAAAUGACUGAUGCCGAGUGGAAUAAGGUAUACGAAAUGUCCAAAGAUCGUACUUUGUAUAACCACCUCAUCACCAGUCUGUUUCCCUCCAUCUACGGUAAUGAUGAGGUUAAGCGUGGCGUGCUGUUGCAGUUAUUCGGUGGUGUGGGCAAGACUACGCAUGAAAAAACAACUUUGCGAGGCGACGUCAACGUAUGUAUUGUCGGUGAUCCCAGUACGGCAAAAUCACAAUUUCUGCGACAAGUCGCCGACUUUUCGCCUCGCGCUGUUUAUACUUCUGGCAAAGCUUCCUCCGCAGCUGGUCUUACCGCCGCUGUGGUGCGUGAUGAGGAGAGUUUCGAUUUUGUCAUCGAAGCCGGUGCGCUUAUGUUGGCCGACAAUGGUAUUUGUUGCAUUGAUGAAUUCGAUAAGAUGGAUCCACGCGAUCAAGUCGCCAUACACGAAGCGAUGGAACAGCAAACAAUUUCCAUAGCAAAAGCUGGUGUGCGUGCCACCUUAAAUGCGCGCACUUCCAUUUUAGCUGCCGCCAAUCCCAUUAAUGGCCGUUAUGACCGUACAAAGAGUUUACAGCAGAAUAUACAAUUGUCGGCGCCAAUUAUGUCACGUUUCGAUUUAUUCUUUAUACUCGUCGACGAAUGCAACGAAGUGGUGGACUAUGCAAUUGCGCGCAAAAUUGUGGAUUUACACUCGAACAUUGAGGAUUCCGUUGAGUGUGCGUACACGCGCGAAGAAGUGCUGCGCUACAUAACAUUUGCCCGUCAAUUCAAACCGAUUAUCGGUCAGGAAGCAAUGAAAUUGCUUGUGGAGAACUAUGGUCAUUUACGUCAACGCGACACCGGUAUUGCCGGCCGCAGUACAUGGCGUAUCACAGUACGUCAAUUGGAGUCGAUGAUACGUCUGAGCGAGGCCAUGGCCAAACUGGAGUGCAUGAAUGAAGUACAAGAAAGGCAUGUUAAAGAAGCCUAUCGUUUAUUGAACAAAUCAAUUAUACGUGUCGAACAGCCCGAUAUACAUUUGGAUGAUGAUGAGGGCAAUGAGGAUGCAUAUGUGGCUGAUAUGGAUAUGGAAAAUAAUGGCGGUGCUGCUAAUGGUGCGAGUAAUACGAUUACCACCGAAGGUGCCGAAGCAGAAGAAGGUAUUGAGGCAAGCGGUAGCGUGCUGCAAAAGAAAAAGCUCACGCUAUCGUUUGAAGAUUACAAAAAUCUAUCCACUAUGUUGGUAUUGCAUAUGCGUAAUGAGGAGGCACGCUGCGAAACAGAAGGCAUCGAUUCGGGUAUGAAGCGCAGUGAUGUUGUUACAUGGUAUUUGGUACAAGUCGCGGAUCAAAUUGAAACCGAAGAGGAACUUAUCUCACGUAAAAAUUUAAUUGAGAAAGUUAUCGAUCGUUUAAUAUAUCACGAUCAAGUGAUAAUACCAUUAAAGACAUCCGAAUUGCGACAACCGGGUAAAAGUCCGCGUCGUCCCGAUGACGAAACGGAGGAGCCAGACGAUCCAUUAUUGGUCGUGCAUCCCAAUUACAUUGUUGAAUAGUGUGUGCUCUCACAAGCAUUUGAAAUUGACCAGUUUCGCACACUAUUACAUUUUUCCAUACAAUCAGUUAAUGUUAACUAGAAUUAAGUUUUAUGUUGUAAUAUGCAUUUUAUUUCAAACAUUGAUCGUUACAUAGCGGUUCGCUGUCCAGUACAAAUAAAGAAAAAUUCAAAAAAUUAAUCAAUUUAAUAGAAAUUUUAGUUAUUU
Bactrocera oleae (olive fruit fly) is the source of this 3962-nucleotide messenger RNA. It is a transcript of the gene Mcm6, whose product is annotated as minichromosome maintenance 6. Gene Ontology annotation, molecular function: single-stranded DNA binding; single-stranded 3'-5' DNA helicase activity; ATP binding. Gene Ontology annotation, cellular component: nucleus; MCM complex. Gene Ontology annotation, biological process: double-strand break repair via break-induced replication; mitotic DNA replication; DNA replication initiation. NCBI's taxonomy places the organism in Eukaryota, Metazoa, Arthropoda, Insecta, Diptera, Tephritidae. The record is from RefSeq and is a predicted model, not a curated record.